Messenger RNA from Erythranthe guttata (spotted monkey flower), 515 nucleotides. The record is from RefSeq and is a predicted model, not a curated record. Lineage: Eukaryota; Viridiplantae; Streptophyta; Magnoliopsida; Lamiales; Phrymaceae.
AAUGAAUGCAGACACUGGUAGCAGUAAGAGAAGUGACGAAGGAAAUAAUGAGAAAGAAUCCAGAUUUCUUCCCCAUUCAGCCUUUCGAUUACCGCAGAUUACUCGUAAUUUCACUGGGCACAGGCUCUGCUAAACAAGAAGAGAAAUACACAGCAAAAAUGGCGGCAAAAUGGGGAGUUUUUGGCUGGUUAUUUCAACGAAAUUCAACUCCUAUUAUCGACGUCUUCAGUCAGUCUAAUCAGGAUAUGGUGGAUUAUUACUUAUCCGUCGUUUUCCAGGCCCUUCAAUCCCAGGAUAAUUAUAUCCGUAUCCAAGAUCAGUCGUUGACUGGGUCAACCUCCUCCGUUGAUGUUAGCACAAAGCGGAAUCUGAAUGAUCUUAUAAACAUCGGUCAAAACUUACUGAAGGCUCCUUUCUCCAGAGUUAAUCUGCAAACAGGGAAUUCUGAACCUGUUAUCAAUGGAGGCACAAAUGAGGAUGCUUUGAAAAAGUAUAUUCUUUUUCCAUCUAAUUAA